AUGAGGAAGGAGUACGUUUGUUUUAAAAAAGGGGAGAGAAAAAAUUCUAAGGCCACUAUACGCCGUCGGGGUUUAACUAGAGAAAAAUGUGGUGCAAAACUUGCUGUCGUAAGAAAAGCACGAGAUCUUUACAAUGAUAAAAGAGAUAGGAAGAAUGUAGUACAUGGUCAUGAUGCAAACAUUUUGUAUGAACAUUUCGAGAUGGAACAACAAAAGAAUCUGGGCUUUAGGUUCACAUUUGAGAGAGAUGAUAAGGAUAGAAUGACUCAUUGUUUUUGGGCGGAUGCGACAUCUAGAAAGUCAUAUCAAUAUUUUGGGGACGUGGUAGUGUUUGAUACUACGUACUACACAAACAAAUAUUUCUUGAUAUUUGCACCUAUAUUGGGGGUCAACCACCACAGGCAGACAACACUUCUUGGGUGUGCAUUCUUGAGUGAUGAAAAAACUGAUUCGUUUAUGUGGCUCUUCAAUGAAUGGUUAAAAGCGAUGCCAGGUGGACCACCCAAAAUGAUCAUAACUGAUCAAGAUCCGGCAAUGACAAGAGCAAUUACUUCUGCUCUUCCAAAUACGUUUCAUCGAUAUUGUAUUUGGCACAUUGACAUGUAUGAAAUUCGUGAUAGAUGGGUUCCCGCAUAUACGAACCACAUGUUUUCUGUCCACAUGACUAGUAGUCAACGGGCUGAAAUUUCUCAUUCGUUUUUCAAGAGAUAUGUGUCCAAAAAAAAUUCAAUGAUGGAUUUUGUGACGCGAUUCAAUAGGGCACUUGCCAAAAUCCGACAUAAUGAAUUGAAUUUGGACCAUAAAGAUGUAAAUGAGAAGCCUCUCUUGAAAACCUCGUGGGCAAUGGAAAAGAAAAUGAGUGAAAUAUAUACACGGAGCAUAUUUGAGAGGUUUCAAGAGGAGAUCUUUCAAAUUAAUGCGUAUAUGGUUACGUUCAUACGCGAGAAUGAACAUUGGUGUUUGUGGAAUGUUCAGAGAGAAGAAACAGAAGGUGCGAGAACCUGUGAGAUUUCGGUGGAUAAGUCAUCCAACCUUGUGAGUUAUAGCUGUAAGUUGUUUGAAUUUGAUGGAAUUCCAUGUCGGCACCUGUUGGCGUACCUUUUUAGAAUGCAAAUUAGGGAACUCCCUAGUGAAUACAUCUUGCAUAGGUGGACGAAAACAGCAAAAGCGGGCAGGGUGAUGGAUGACUUAGGUAGUGGUGUGAAAGAAAUAUGUAACAGUUCAUUUCUUGUGAGGCGACAAGGUCUCUUCCAACUUGCUUGUACAGUUAUCGAUGAUGCUGUAUUAGAUGAAGAAGAAAGUGAAGUUGUGCGAGAUGCUUUGAAAUCUAGUCAAAUGAAGAUUGCAUUGAUGAGGAGUUCUCGCCAAGAUGGUUCAACGAAUUGUAUCCAAGUGCCGCCUUCUCUCGGAAGCCAACAUAGUUUGAAAGAACCACUUUAA
Rhododendron vialii is the source of this 1440-nucleotide messenger RNA. Its product is annotated as protein FAR1-RELATED SEQUENCE 5-like. Gene Ontology annotation, biological process: regulation of DNA-templated transcription. The coding region runs from base 1 to 1440 and encodes 479 amino acids. Lineage: Eukaryota; Viridiplantae; Streptophyta; Magnoliopsida; Ericales; Ericaceae. The transcript has 3 exons. Gene Ontology annotation, molecular function: zinc ion binding. The record is from RefSeq and is a predicted model, not a curated record.